UGAUCUGCGCUUCGUGCAAUCUCGUGUCCCUGAAUUCGUGGUAUUUCGAUAUACUCCGAUUGCAUCGAUGUAUACUGAUUGACGAGGAAUUUUUGUAGUCAUGAGUCACUGUUUCUCAUUUUGCGCACAACCAGCCGUACGCAAUUUUCGGGGUGCCGAAAGACAUUCAAAUAAUUGCAUCUUAGAGUUGCUCUAAGGAUACAUCAAUGACUAAAGACAAAAAGUUGAUCCUGCAUGCUGUGCACUGUGUACCAACGUACUGUGUAUCCGCAACACCUGCACUGUACUUUUUUAUUAUUUUUGCCAAAUAUAUCACAUUCGUAAUAAAAAUAUAAACAUGGCUGCCUAUAUCAAUCGUACCAUGGUACAAUCGACCAUGAUUGGCGGGGACAGCCAGCUUCGAUCAGAUGCUAGAAAUGAUAAUUCUCCUCUACAGAUCUUUGUUAAGGCAAAGAAAAGGAUAAAUGAUGUAUUUGUGGAAAUAGAAAAAUAUGUGGAGGAAACUGUGGAGUUUAUGACAUCAUUACAAAGUGAUCGCGAUAUUGUAACCGUGGAAGAAGCAGUAAAGGUCAAAGCUUAUAUAGACAAAAUACGAGCGAUAAAAGAUGUUCUUAAAAGAGAUCAUAUGAAAGUUGCCUUUUUUGGCAGAACAAGUAAUGGAAAAAGUACCGUAAUUAAUGCCAUGCUACACGAUAAAAUUUUACCGAGCGGUAUAGGCCACACUACAAACUGUUUCUUACAAGUUGAAGGUUCAGAUAAUGGAGAAUCAUAUCUUGUUACGGAAGAAUCCACUGAAAAGCAACCAGUUCAAUCUGUUGGUCAAUUGGGUCACGCUCUUUGCAAAGAGAAGUUGUGUGAAAGCAAUUUAGUAAGAAUAUUUUGGCCGAAAGAAAAAUGCUUAUUACUAAGAGACGAUGUAGUGUUUGUCGAUAGUCCAGGAGUAGAUGUAACCCCAAAUCUUGAUGAAUGGAUUGAUAAACAUUGUUUGGAUGCAGACGUAUUUGUUUUAGUAGCAAAUGCUGAAUCUACCAUAAUGGUUACUGAAAAAAAUUUCUUUCAUAAAGUUUCCACAAAAUUGUCAAAACCAAAUAUAUUCAUUUUAAAUAAUCGAUGGGAUGCCUCUGCUUCUGAACCAGAGUAUUUUGAUCAGCUGGCCAAAGAACAAAAGGAGGUAAGAGCACAACAUCAAGAACGUGCUGUCGACUUUUUAUCGAAGGAGUUAAAGGUCUACAGUCCAAAAGAUGCUGAGGAACGUGUCUUUUUUAUUUCUGCAAAAGAAACUCUUCAGGCUCGCAUGCAAGAACAACGUGGACAACCUGCUCAUAAUGGUGCGCUAGCAGACGGUUUUCAAAACCGAUAUUUCGAAUUUCAAGAUUUUGAAAGAAAAUUUGAAGAAUGCAUCUCAAAGUCUGCAGUAAAAACUAAAUUUGAACAACACUCUCAGCGUGGCAAACAUAUCGCAACGGAAAUACGUCAAGCAUUGGAUGAAAUAUUAGAACGAACUCAAAAAAUGCGAAGUGAACAAUUAAAUGUCAAGAAAGAGGUUCAUGACAAAUUGAAUUUCACAGAGCAACAGUUAAUGCUGUUAACUCAAGAAAUGAAGGAUAAAAUUCAUCAUAUGGUGGAAGAUGUAGAGCAAAGGGUUUCUAAGGCUUUAAAUGAAGAAAUUCGGCGAUUAGCCGUUUUAAUAGAUGAAUUUAGUGUACCGUUUCAUCCUGAACCACUCGUUUUGAAUGUUUAUAAACGGGAACUUCAUACUCAUGUUGAACAUGGCUUAGGAUCAAAUUUACGAGCCAGACUCAGCACUGCUUUAGCAUUGAACAUGGAAAGCUCGCAGCGGGAAAUGACCGAAAGGAUGUCAGGCCUGUUACCCGAAAACAAAAGACAAAUGUCGCUUAAUAUUUUACCACGACGCGAACCGUUUGAAAUACUUUACCGACUUAAUUGUGACAAUUUAUGCGCAGACUUCCAUGAAGAUCUAGAAUUUCGUUUUUCUUGGGGUUUUACAGCAAUAAUUAACAGAUUCGCAGGAAGGCAGAGUCAGAGAUUAGCUAUUGCUAAUUAUCCACAAGAGAUUCCGCCAUGUAUCACAUCACCUGCGGAUAGCAUCGAUUCUAUCAAAUUUGUUUCAAGUACAUCAAACUUUCCACCAAGAUCUGAUGACUGGUCAUUAGCCACUCGUAUAGCAGUGGCAUCUGUAACAUCGCAGGGUACAAUGGGUGGCCUUAUUGUUGCUGGCUUUAUGUUAAAAACAGUAGGAUGGAGAUUAAUUGCUAUAACUGGUGCUAUAUAUGGUGCUUUGUAUCUCUACGAGCGUCUAACGUGGACUAAUAACGCGAAGGAACGUGAAUUUAAACGACAAUAUGUUUCACAUGCUACCAAAAAACUGCGAUUGAUUGUGGAUCUUACUUCUGCAAAUUGCAGUCAUCAAGUACAACAGGAGCUCUCCAGCACAUUCGCACGGCUCUGUCAUUUGGUAGAUGAAACAACAUCCGAAAUGGAUACCGAACUUAGAACUAUAGCGAAUACUUUAGCUGUAUUGGAGAAAGCAGCAGCUAAGGCAAAGCAUCUUCGAAACGAAGCCAACUUUUUAAUAAACGAGCUCGAUACCUUCGACGCAGCUUAUUUGAAACCUUUGAAUUAAGUGAACCUGUUUUGUACAUGUUAAUGAAUUUAUUGAAGUAGUGUAAUAGUUUCGAAGGAAUACUUGUAUGUGACGUAGUUGUUGAAAUAUCUGUAAUAUUUUGUUUUAGUGAAUUAAUAAUUAACAUCGUAUGUGACAAUUGAAUGAUAGACGUUUAUAUGCAUAGAUAUAGAUUCAUAUUCUGAUAAUUUAGUACGGUUAUCUAACCGUCUAUUUACAUGAAAAAAUGAUUUUUGUAUUAGAUAAAUCAAAUAAGAGAAAUGGACAGUGGUAUUUAAAUUUACGCAAACAAUAUAAUACACAAUAAUCUUUUAAAGAGCAUUAUUUAUACAAGGAUUGUUUCUACCUGAUAAACUCUAGUCCUAAUAUGCAGGAAAAUCUGUUCCUUAAAGUAAAUCGUAUUAACUAACUUUAUUAGUAGUAACUGUUCUUUUUCAACAGAAAAUUUUAAAAACUGUAGUUGUUACACAAGAGAGAGAUGAAUUUAAAAAAAUUUAUAUAUAUGCAUAUUUCUUACUUUCGGAAACAUUGUACCACAUUGAAUAUCCUUUAACGAAACUUCUUAUAUGCUUAUGUCAGAUUUAUUACAGGUAUAUAUCAUCUGAUUUACUUACAAAAAUCCAGUAUAUAUAUAUAUACAUAUAAAACUUUACCUUUUUAUUAGACUUUACUGAAGAAUGUAUGUGAUGUACAACUAUGAAUAAAUAUGGUUAAAUAUUAUGAAUAA
This is a messenger RNA of Vollenhovia emeryi, 3371 nucleotides long. It is a transcript of the gene Marf, whose product is annotated as transmembrane GTPase Marf. Gene Ontology annotation, biological process: mitochondrial fusion; mitochondrion localization. Gene Ontology annotation, cellular component: mitochondrial outer membrane. The transcript has 14 exons. The record is from RefSeq and is a predicted model, not a curated record. The coding region runs from base 338 to 2644 and encodes 768 amino acids. Lineage: Eukaryota; Metazoa; Arthropoda; Insecta; Hymenoptera; Formicidae. Gene Ontology annotation, molecular function: GTPase activity; GTP binding.